Molecule: messenger RNA, 2529 nt
Organism: Pipistrellus kuhlii (Kuhl's pipistrelle)
Lineage: Eukaryota; Metazoa; Chordata; Mammalia; Chiroptera; Vespertilionidae
Gene: CASQ2
Product: calsequestrin 2
Exons: 11
Coding region: 200-1423 (407 amino acids)
Biological process (GO): regulation of cardiac muscle contraction by regulation of the release of sequestered calcium ion
Cellular component (GO): sarcoplasmic reticulum lumen
Molecular function (GO): calcium ion binding
Source: RefSeq, a predicted model, not a curated record
CGCCUCAGCUCCCUCCUUUCUGAGCUCACAACUGCAGCAGCCGGACCCAAGAAGGAGAAGACUCAGUUCCAGGGCCCAGCAAGAGCAGGAGGGACAGGCCAGCCUCUCUGCCCCACGCCUCUCUCAACAAGCCCCUAAGAGUUUUACCUCUUCUGUCCUGCACUCAGCAUUUCUGGGCAGGACACCCCACUUCUCCCCGAUGAAGCAGACUCACCUGUUUGUGGUGGGGGUCUGCCUGCUGUCCUGCCGGGCGGAGGAGGGGCUGAACUUCCCCACGUACGACGGCAAGGACCGUGUGGUGAGUCUCACGGAGAAGAACCUCAAGCAGGUCCUGAAGAGGUACGACCUGCUGUGCCUCUACUACCACGAGCCCGUGUCUUCGGACAAGGUCGCGCAGAAGCAGUUCCAGCUGAAAGAGAUCGUGCUGGAGCUUGUGGCCCAAGUCCUGGAACAUAAAGAUAUAGGCUUUGUGAUGGUUGAUGCCAAGAAAGAAGCCAAACUCGCCAAGAAACUGGGUUUUCAUGAAGAAGGAAGCCUGUACAUCCUUAAGGGCGAUCGCACAAUUGAGUUUGAUGGCGAGUUUGCAGCUGAUGUCCUGGUGGAGUUUCUCUUGGACCUAAUUGAAGAUCCAGUAGAGGUCAUCGGCAGCAAACUGGAAGUCCAAGCCUUUGAACGCAUCGAGGACCACAUCAAACUCAUUGGUUUUUUCAAGAGCGAAGACUCAGAAUACUACAAGGCUUUUGAAGAGGCAGCUGAGCACUUCCAGCCUUACAUCAAGUUUUUCGCGACCUUUGACAAAGGGGUUGCAAAGAAAUUGUCCUUGAAGAUGAAUGAGGUUGACUUCUACGAGCCAUUUAUGGACGAGCCCAUUGCCAUCCCUGACAAACCUUACACAGAAGAAGAGCUUGUGGAGUUUAUAAAGGAGCACCAAAGACCCACCCUACGCCGCCUGCGCCCAGAAGACAUGUUUGAAACAUGGGAAGAUGACUUGAACGGGAUCCACAUAGUGGCCUUUGCAGAGAGGAGUGACCCAGAUGGCUAUGAGUUCCUGGAGACCCUGAAACAGGUGGCGCGGGACAACACCGACAACCCGGACCUGAGCAUCAUCUGGAUCGACCCGGACGACUUCCCCCUGCUCAUUGCCUAUUGGGAAAAGACUUUCAAGAUCGACCUAUUCAAGCCGCAGAUUGGGGUGGUGAACGUGACAGAUGCUGACAGCGUCUGGAUGGAGAUUCCGGAUGACGACGACCUGCCCACGGCUGGGGAGCUGGAGGAGUGGAUUGAGGACGUGCUUUCUGGAAAGAUAAACACUGAGGAAGACGACAAGGAGGAUGACGAUGAUGAUGAUGAUGGCGACAGCGAUAAUUCUGAUGAGGAGGAGAAUGAUGACAGUGAUGAUGAUGAUGAUGAUGAUGAUGACUAGCUCCGGUUCCACCUGGUUUUGAUGAAAAUGGAAUCCCAGCUCCCCAAUUCCACACGGACAGCACCAGGGGGCAGCCAGCAGCCACAGCCACGCCCAGAUGCUCCUCUCCCUUUCCCAGCAUCCCUCCCCACCCCUUCCCAUCAGGAGCUGUACAGUUCAGCGCAUGCACAUGCCUUUCUCAACCCCGUCACUUCGCUCAGCAAGGACCAUGAGGAACUGUUCCCCUGUGGAUGGUCCUGACCGUCACGGGAAAGCCCUGCUCUCUGUCCGGCCACCCGUGGCCAUAGCAGCGCCGGACUCUGGCGUUCCGGGGAGAGCCCUCCCUAACACCGCUACUCAAGUUUACUGUCUCCUUUGGCUCUGACAGGGCCAGAAUGGACAGCUUGCUAACUCCCAAACACACAGCGGCCGUAUUGUCAUCAGAGCCCAGGGAAUACACGAAAUCAAUCCUGUAGCUCCGUGCCUGGCACAUCAGUGAGACCCUUGCUGGGGAGGCUCAGCCUUGGAGACAGGCCAAUGAGUCAGCUUCUCGUGGCUCUAUGAAGCUUAUUCUUUAAGUGAAGUCAGACCGUUAUGAGCAUAGAUCCAAGCCUUCGGAUGGCUAGCGAGAAGCCUUGUACAAGUGCAUGUGGAUGGAGGUUACUUCCAGUAUGUGGGGCACUGGGUUGGAGGUUAACGUGCCCUGACCUUCCCCGAGGGACAAGCUCAUAUGGGGGGGGGGGGGGGGGGACACUGAAAGAAUGAAAGUUUUUUCUCUUUUCUGAUGGGGCAGGUGAGCUUGGGUCUGGGACACCUCCCCCUUCCCCUUUGGAGAAAGGGUUGGUUUGUCCAGAGGCCAUGUAACUCUCCUUUCACCAGCACCCCCGCAGGACAGGAAACAGCGUUCACAGUGAUGCUCCGGCACUAAAAUAGACAUGUCCAAGUGCCUUCAGAACUCUCUAAAAGUUACAUCGUGCUCGGUAGUUUUAGUGUUCCGUGUGAAUAAGAAUGUUCUAAAUUAUUUUUCUCAAUCUUUUAACAUGUGUAAGACACUGCAAACUCUUCCAAAAUAGGGCAAUCCUUUUAAGGAAUACUAGCUAACUGUCAUUAAAGUCAUAUUUUGAAAA